AUGGCUGAAUCUCUCGGACCCGAAGCGAUUCAAGCGCUUGAGUUGAUUGACAAGCACCGACGCGCCAGCAAGAACGAGCUCUACCGCCAAAUUAUUCGAAGAGAGUCAGAAAUGGCUCUCUUUGUGGACACCAAGUCGAAAAUGGUCACCUUGCGAGAAAUCGUUGAGAGGGAUCUUGGCUACCCAGUUACUGUCAAGCACCCCCGGCUUGCCUACUUGCGCAAUAAUGCUGUUGGUGCUCCGAUAAGGAAUCUUGGCACUCCUGCCACUCCACCCCCGGAUGCACAGGGCCACCUUCCUUGCCCUGAGUCUCGUGUUUUGCUCAUCUUCAUCAGCCUUUCAUAUGCUGUUCUUUUCUACCUUCUCCUUUCAUACUUGUUUUAG
Puccinia graminis f. sp. tritici CRL 75-36-700-3 is the source of this 384-nucleotide messenger RNA. RefSeq lists its product as uncharacterized. NCBI's taxonomy places the organism in Eukaryota, Fungi, Basidiomycota, Pucciniomycetes, Pucciniales, Pucciniaceae. Bases 1 to 384 code for a protein of 127 amino acids. The record is from RefSeq and is a predicted model, not a curated record. The transcript is spliced from 2 exons.